AUGGACAUGAAGGAGCGUCCGCACCGCUCCCUGACCCGGGGCCGCUGCAGGAAGGACUUCCACCACGCCACGGCAUCCCUGCAGCCUGAGGAGUGUCGUGUGGCCACCCAGAAGUCCUACAGCUCCAGCGAGACGCUUAAGGCCUACGACCGCGAAACGCACCUGCACUACGGGGGCUGCGUGGCUGAGCUGGUGCGCCACGAACACCAGGAGUACGUCCGCCAAGGUGAGCUCCACGUCUCUGUUUCUGUGGUUGUCUCCACUGACCUGGGAUUUUUUUCAAUACAUUCCUCCCAUUUCACAGGGUCUUCCUAUUAGCCGCUUGUCAGAGACCGCAGCGUGUGUUGUUGAUAAUGGUUCACUAAAGGGAACCUCCCACGGUCUGUGUCAUGAUGCGGGUCUCUCUUUUCAAUCACCUGCGCUCCACGCUCUCCAAACCCCAGACUCACCUGGUCAUCUGUAGCACUGUAGGAUUUCACUCUACACAGGGAUGAGGUUUUUUUUUUGGGGGGGGGGGGGGGGGGGGGAGAAGUGAUGGAGGGGAGUUUUAGGUUCUUUUCAGUUAAUAGCGCCAGUCCAACCUUGCUUUGGGUGUCCACAGGGUGUGGAUUAUUCAUUCUUCCUUCACGGGGUUGGACAAGCAAUGACCCUUAACAUUCUCUCUCAGAAUAUUCAGUAGCUAACUGCACCCUUUCUUAUUCAAUUUCACAGGAUACUGAAACCCAUGUAUGGAACGCCAUUUGGGUCAUGCAAAAACAAUUGCAAAAAGGCUUUUAACAUUCCCGUCAGUUUGUCAAUUAAAAACUGGGUGACAGAUGCUGCUUAGAUCGGAUCCAUACUAAAGCCCAUCAAUAUACAUUUGAGCAUGAAACCGUAAUGACAGGUUGGGCCUGCUGCUACGUUGUAAAACAUUAUUGUAUGCCAGUGGUCACCAACCGUUCGAUCGCGAUCAAUUGCCAAGACUUUCCUAGUCAAUCACCUUUUUUUUAUUUUUUAUUUUUUGUCCAACGAUAAAGCCUUGACAUCCUAUUUUUUUAUUAGUUUGACACAGUUUGCGGUAUGUGCACUUGAUUUAGCUGCCCUGCAUGCUGGGUAGUCGGAGUAUUCCCAUUUUGAACCAUUUCAUGUGUCUAGAGGUACAAACUUUGUGUCUUUCUAAUAUUUCACGUUCUCUGGUCAUACGUGGUUAUAGAAUAUAUAAGAAAGAUAGAAAUGCAAAUCAGGGAGGUGUUGUAGAAACAUCUCAAGGAUGAUCAACGGAAACAGGAUGCACCUGAGCUCAAUUUAGAGUCUCAUAGCAAAGGGUCUGAAUACUUAUGUAAAUAUAAUAUUUCCGUUUUUAAUGUUUUAUAAAUUUGCAGAAAUUUCUAAAAACCUGUUUUGCUUUGUCAUUAUUGGGUAUUAUGUAUAGAUUGAUGAGAAGAAAAAAAACAAUUUAAACCAUUUUAGAAUAAGGCUGUAGCGUAACAAAAUGUGGAAAAAGUCAAGGGGUCUGAAUACUUUCCGAAUGCACUGUAUUAUGUCAUGUUUCUUGUGGACCCCAGCAAGGUUAUUAGGGUCUGGGAGGCGAGAUAAGCUACGUCAUGCACAGGCUGGGCUGCUUCUGGCCCGGACACUCAGCGGAGAGGGAGGCAGUCCUAAUGGAAUGGAAUGCUGCUGGCUUUCCUGCACCGAAAAAGUUUACAUCUAGAAAGUCAUUGAAACGUAACAAACUUCAGUUGGUCAUAGUCAUAUCACCUUUUCUCCUUUUCGUCCCCUAACAAACCAUGGGAAUUCAUAUCGAAACCAUAUUUUAAAUGAAGGACACAUUCGAAUAUCAUUCUACUGGAGUCAAAUGGAUAACAAAAGUAAUUCCCCAAUCAAAGACGUUCAGUCGCAAGGCGGUUUUCCUAACACUUGUCUGUAACCGUUCAGUAUUGUUGGUGGAAAUUAUAAAUAAUGAUUGCUGCUGUAUCUCAACUGUAAAAUCGAAAUGGUUAGAUUCACUGUAAUGUCUUAUUUUUAAAGGUGAAAGGUAUUUCUUAGCCCUACAAAACACAAAACAUCCUGAACGUUAAAUGAAAUUUUGGGCAAAAAGGCAAACUCAGCUCCAUCAUUCAUUGAAUCAGAUGGCUCAUUCAACUACUUUAAUGAUUUUUUUAAUUCCAAAAAUUUCCACACAUAGGCAUGGCAUGCCAGCAACAAAUGCUGACACUACACAUCCAAGUAUAACUGACCGAAUUAUGAAAGACAAGCAUUGUAAUUUUGAAUUCCGUAAAGUGAGUGUGGAAGAAGUGAAAAAAGUAUUGUUGUCUAUCAACAAUGACAAGCCACUGGGGUCUGACAACUUGGAUGGAAGAUUACUGAGGAUAAUAGCGGACGAUAUUGCCACAUCUUCAAUCUAAGCCUACUAGAAAUUGUGUGCCCUCAAGCCUGGAGGGAAGGUAAAGUAAUUCCACUACCCAAGAAUAAUAAAGCCCCCUUUACUGGCUCAAAUAGCCGACUAAUCAACCUGUAACCAACCCUUAGUAAACCUUUGAUUGUCUGAGAGAAAUGUAUGAUAAAAUGACUGUGGGAGCUGUCUUGUUAGACUUCAGUGCAGCUUUUGACUAUCGAUCAUAGUCUGCUGAUGGAAUAACUGAUGUGUUAUGGCUUUACACCCCCUGCUAUAUUGUGGAUAAAGAGUUACCUGUCUAACAGAACACCGAGGAAGCUUCUCCAACAUAAUCCAGGUAGAAUCAGGAAUUCCCCAGGGCAGCUAUCUAGGUCCCUUACUUCACAAUCCCCAAGUCAAGAACAGACUAUGGGAGGCGCACAGUACUCCAUAGAGCAGGGGUUGACAACCUAAUGCAUGCAUGCCAGCCUUGGCACGGCUUGGAAAGCCACCCAAAAAAAAAAAGAUAUCUAUUUAUUUUAUUUUUUGGCGUGACGUGCUAAGCCUUGGCUGGACGUAUGAGAAUAUAAUUGAAAUUGCAUGCAUUGGUUUCGAAAUUGCAUUGGUAUUCACUGCAAUGUUGUAGUUCCCAAGGUAUGUCAAACCUGAUUAGCCAAUGGGCUUUCAUGAUUUUGCAGGAGUUUCAUAUUAUUAGUUCAGUGCAAGACGACCCGCCUCACCUCUCCCGCCAAAUUCAAAACCAAGGCAGCACUGAAGAUGAGAGAUUCGUUUUCACAUGGCUAGGAGCUAGCAAGCCUUCUUUUGAUAUUUUAAAAAGUUCAGUUCGCAAAAUGUCAUCAGCAAAGAAAAAUAAGGCAGAUGUCCGCUCAUUUAUUGCCUCUUGGACAAAGGAAUAUAGAUUUGUUUUACUGAAGGACCAGUCUGUUUGUGCUCUCUGUUGUAAAACUGUUGUUUGUCGGACAUCAAAUGUACGGCGUCAUUUUGAAAUGAAACAUGAGAAAAACUUCAAGGAUGAGGUGGACAAGGCUGACGGAAUCAACAGGGCCAUGUCCAGGUAUGAAAAGCAAAGCGGUGUGUUUACAAAUCUACAUGCAGUCAAAAAUCAAGCUACAGAGGGGAGCUACAAAGUUGUGCAAUGCAUUGCUAAACAUUGAAAACCAUUUACUAAUGGGGAGUAUGUCAAGGAUGCUUUCCUUAGUAGUUCACAGACUUUUAUUUGUUGGAUUGCCUAACAAAGACAAAAUAAUCUCAAAGAUAAAAUACAUGCCUGUGUCUGCCAGAACUGUUGAAAGGCGUGUUACCGAGAUGGUUGAAAAUGUAAAGGAGCAGCAAACUGUAGCGUUAAAAGAUGCACCUGGUGUGGCUCUUGAUGAGAGUGUGGAUGUGAAUGACAUUCCAUGUCUGGCAGUUGUUGCAAGAUACUGUGACUCAGAGCAGGUACGUGAGGAGCUGCUGUGUCUAAAACCCAUGCGUGGUACUACUAAUGGGGAAGAUGUAGCAAAAGCCUUCACAGAUCAUUUUGAGGAGAGAGGUGUCGAUAUUAAAAACAUAUUAGCUAUUACAACUGACGGUGCCCCCCGCUAUGGUGGGGAAACAUAAAGGAUUCGCAAAGCUGAUUUUAAAAUAAGAUUGGCCACCCCGUGGUUAACUGCAGUGUUGGAAAAAGUACCCUAUUGUCAUACUUGAGUAAAAGUAAAGAUGCCUUAAUAGAAAAUGACUCAAGUAAAAGUGAAAUACUACUUGAGUAAAAGUCUAAAAGUAUUUGGUUUUAAAUAUACUUAAGUAUCAACAGUAAAUGUAAUUGCUAAAAUAUACUUCAGUAUCAAAAUAAAAAGUAAAAGUAUAAUUCAUUUCAAAUUCCUUAUAUUAAGUAAACCAGAUGGCAUUAUUUUUUAAUUUACAGAUAACCAGGGGCACAACACUCAGACAUAAUUUACAAAGGAAGCAUUUGUGUUUAGUGAAUCCGCCAGAUCAGGUAGUAGGGAUGACCAGGGAUGUUCUCUUGAUAAGUGUGUGAAUUGGACCAUUUUCCUCUCCUGCUAAGCAUUCAAAAUGUAACAAGUACUUUUGGGUGUCAGGGAAAUGUAGGGAUUACAAAGUAUAUUAUUUUCUUUAGGAAUGUAGUGAAGUAAAAGUAAAAGUUGUCAAAAAUAUAAAUAGUAAAGUACAGAUACCAAAAAUCAACUACUUAAGUAGUACUUUAAAGUAUUUUUACUUAAGUACUUUACACCACUGGUUAAACGUCAGUGUAUCAUUCACCAAGAUAAUCUGUGUUCCAAGAUCAAGCCCGUGGUGCUAAUGGACAGAGCCUCUGUUUAGCGAGUUCGAUGGAAUUCUUCAGUUUGUGGGAAAUUUAGAUAUUCAAUAGACACAAUUAGUUGUAAUGCGCAAUAUGAAAAUCAUAACUGGCACGAAGAUAGCUAGAAAUGGUAGGAUAAAUUGUAAAUUGGCGACCCCUGACAUAGAGCCAUGGCUACAUGUACAGAGCCUUGCAAAAGUAUUCAUCCCCCUUUGGCGUUUUUCCUAUGUUGUUGCAUUACAACCUGUAAUUUAAAUAGAUUUUUAUUUGGAUUUCAUGUAAUGGACUUGCACAAAAUAGUCAACAUUUUGGUGAAGUGAAAUGAAAAAAAAUUACUUCUUCCAGAGAUUUGAGAGUGGGACGGAGGUUCACCUUCCAGCAGGACGAUGACCCUAAGCAUACUGCUAAAGCAACACUCGAGUGGUUUAAGGGGAAACAUUUAAAUGUCUUGGAAUGGUCUAGUCAAAGCCCAGACCUCAAUCCAAUUGAGAAUCUGUGGUAUGACUUAAAGAUUGCUGUACACCAGCGGAACCCAUCCAACUUGAAGGAGCUGGAGCAGUUUUGCCUUGAAGAAUGGGCAAAAAUCCCAGUGGAUAGAUGUGCCAAGCGUAUAGAGACAUACCCCAAGAGACUUGCAGCUGUAAUUGCUGCAAAAGGUGGCUCUAAAAAAAGUAUUGGCUUUGGGGUGGUGAAUAGUUAUACGCGCUCAAGUUUUUAGUUUUUUUGUCUUAUUUCUUGUUUGUUUCACAAAAAAAAGUAUUUUGCAUCUUCAAAGUGGUAGGCAUGUUGUGUAAAUCAAAUGAUACAAACCCCCCCCCAAAAUCUAUUUUAAUUCCAAGUUGUAAGGCAACACACGAUAAGACACUCACUCUACACACACGUGGAUGUUGUAUUGUAAAUAUGUGGUGGUGGAGUGGUGGCCUGAGGGAACACACUAAAUGUUUGGGUAAGGUGUUUACAAAAUGUAAUGUCAUGUAGUAUUUUAAACUGUAUGUAAACUAUCUUACGUUGCUGGACCCCAGGAAGAGUAGCUGCUGUCAAUAAAUACAUAUACACAGUGGGGUGCAGGUUUUAUUGUGAAGUUUUAAUUUGACUUUUUCCACUUUGCGGGUAUGGUGACACAACCUAAGUUGUUGCCUGUGGUUCUGAGAUGGGUUUGAUGUGGAAUUAACUUCUAAGGCCGCACACAGGACUGCAUCUCUCGCUCUCAGCAUUAUUCAGUGUGCCCUGGGAGAGGAACUCGGGUAGAGAUUAAAGGAAGACAGGCGCCAUGCAGGAUGGACUCUCUGGGUUGAAAUAUGCAGCUCUGUAGAAACCCACUGAGGAUACUAAACAGUCUGCCUCCCACACCUGAAGCGAUGGCUCACCUUGUCCUCACCUCACUCAAACACCACACAGCACUUUACCAUGGAUAGACUUUACUCCAUGGAUAGAUUUUUACCAUGGAUAGACUUUUACCAUGGAUAGACUUUACAAUGGAUAGCAAGUUGAGUUGUCACCUUAUGAAUAUGAUCUUAUGAGACAGAAUUGAGGGCAAAAGAGAGUAGUGCUGAGCGAUUUAAUUGACAUUUUGGUUAUUUUUCAUUUUUUAAACAACUAAUUGACCAACAUCGUUUUUUUAUUGUUCUGUGAAUGAGUGUGCAGUUUCUCUAGAGAUAAAUCGGAUCAAGCCUGAACUGUGCGACGUAGUUCCCUCUAUUCCCUCUAUUCCAUCCACCCUCUAUUCCCUCUAUUCCAUCCACCCUCUAUUCCCUCUAUUCCCUCUAUUCCCUCUAUUCCCUCUAUUCCCUCCACCUUCUAUUCCCUCUAUUCCCUCUAUUCCCUCCACCUUCUAUUCCCUCCACCCUCUAUUCCCUCUAUUCCUUCCACCCUCUAUUCCCUCUAUUCCAUCCACCCUCUAUUCCCUCUAUUCCCUCUAUUCCCUCCACCCUCUAUUCCCUCUAUUCCCUCUAUUCCCUCUAUUCCUUCCACCCUCUAUUCCCUCUAUUCCAUCCACCCUCUAUUCCCUCUAUUCCCUCUAUUCCCUCCACCCUCUAUUCCCUCUAUUCCCUCUAUUCCAUCCACCCUCUAUUCCCUCUAUUCCCUCUAUUCCAUCCACCCUCUAUUCCCUCUAUUCCAUCCACCCUCUAUUCCCUCUAUUCCCUCUAUUCCAUCCACCCUCUAUUCCCUCUAUUCCCUCUAUUCCAUCCACCCUCUAUUCCCUCUAUUCCCUCUAUUCCCUCCACCCUCUAUUCCCUCUAUUCCCUCCACCUUCUAUUUCCUCCACCCUUUAUUCCCUCUAUUCAUUCCACCCUCUUUUCCCUCUAUUUCCUCCACCCUCUAUUCCCUCUAUUCCUCCACCCUCUAUUCCCUCUAUUCUCCUCCAGCCUCUUUCCCCUCCAGCCUCUAUUCACGUAUUCCCUGGCAGGUGAUAUGGGUCAUCAGUCACCAUGGAGAAAUGAGGACAUAGAAGGGUCUGCGUGUACAGCUUGAACUCUGCAGUCAGUGUUCAGGGGUGUGUGUGUGUGUGUGUGUGGGCCCAGCGUCAGCCACGGCCACAUUGUGGAGGACGUCAGGUAGAGCAGGAGAGCCUCAUAAUGAACCAGGGCUGAAGCACGCCGUCACAGCCGAGGAAAGCCGAGCCAACCACUCCCUUAAGAGCAGUUUGGCUCCACGCAACGUCUUCUGUCAUGUACUUCUGCUCCCCGGUUCAACCAUUAGCGAACACAGCUCUACCCCGAACACAGCGCCAAUGUCGUUUAGCCUAGUCUCAUUUGGCCGCAUUGUUUGUUUUAGGCCUUUGUGUGUGUGUGUGUGUGUGUGUGUGUGUGUGUGUGUGUUUGUGGCGGGGGGGGGGGGGGGUCGGUGUGUGCCCUUCAUGUUCCAAUCGAAAUCUAGAACAUAACAAAAACAUGUCAGAAUUAAGUCUAAUGUUGAAAGCCAUACAUACAGGUUUAAAUAAACACAGUAUGUGCAAUAUUGAUUAUUUGGUUAUGGUAGAAUACAAUAUUGAGGGAUAUACAGACAACAAUAUAUAAUGUUGAUACCGAAAUAGAGCUGGGACAGACUGAGAGAGGAGUUGCUGAAGAUACAGCCAAACCAUUGUGAGAAUCCAUAGUGAGUUGUCAUAAACCGAGAUUAUAGUUUUCAUAGUCAAGAGGAGCAUCUGUCCUCUUUGGCUUAAGGUGCUGUUUGCGGGGGGCUGUGCAGGCUAAGAUGGGAUGCAGUAUUGAUAGUGUUGUGGCUGCUGCUAUGCUCUGUGUCUGGAAGAGACUGCUGGAAUAUGAAUGAGCCUUUAGGGCGGAGGAGAGAGCAGGGGUCUGGGGCUGAACAGCAUGAGCGUGAGGAAAUGGCGAGUGGAGCGCUAGGACGGGUUUCCCAUAAAUCCCAGGUCAUGGCCAUGCCAGUGUGAUCUGAGGAAAUGGCAGAGGGCAGGAGACACGCAGGUCCGUGUAUUUGUUCCCGCCCGUAUCCACCUCAAAGCAUGUUCUGUAUGCACUGUGUAGGCCUAGAGUUAGUGGAUUGAGAAUGAGAUUGGCUGCCCAGUGAUUCAUUUCAAUGCUCACAGUAAUGGUGGCGUACAGCAAUAACAGGGGAUUGGAUGGUGAGAUGACGUGUAGGUCAAUGCGAGGGGUUUUUAGUGUGAGAAGGCACAGUGUGGUUUCAGUACUGUAGCACUCAGAGGCUGUGCAGUGUGCAGCGUUAGCUUGUUAAUUCUAUUAGUGGCAUCACAAUACGUUUCUCAGAUCGUGACCUUUUGUCCUUCUCUCUGCCAUUCAUACAGUCAGUAUAUCACCUCAACCAUUUAUUCUCACUUGUCAUUUCUAGCUCCCUUCUCCUGUUUUUUCCGUUUCCUUGAGAGGACUGAGUAUGAGACAGACAGAGGAAGGGAGGACGGGUUUCUUUCACUUUGAGGUUGGAUGUGAGAUAAGGGUGUAAUGGCCAGUUGAUCGUUAGGUUAUAAUGGUGGUCCUCUGUAGCUCAGCUGGUAGAGCACGGCGCUUGUAACGCCAAGGUAGUGGGUUCGAUCCCCGGGACCACCAAUACACAAAAAUGUAUGCAUGCAUGACUGUAAGUCGCUUUGGAUAAAAGCGUCUGCUAAAUGGCAUAUUAUUAUUAUUAUAUUAUUAUAUUAUUAUUAUAAUAAUAAUAAUAAUAAUAAGGUUAAAGGGGAGGUGGCCACACUGUUUUCUGUUCUUUGGUAUACUGUAGGUCUGAUUGACUGGAGCUUUUAUCUUGGUUGCCACACAGACAUUUUACAUGGAGACGUACAAAUGUACAGGUAACUGCCAAAAUAAAGGAAACACCAACAUAAAGUAUCUUAAAAGGGCGUUGGACCAGAACUAGUGUCUGGUCUAGGGUUGCAAAAUUCCUGGAACUUUCAAUAAAUUCACUGGUUUACCCAAAAUCCCGGUUGGAGGUUCACAGAAUCAUGAGGGAAUAAGCAGGAAAUCCGGAAUCCUCCAACCAGAAUUUCUGGAAAUGUCCUGGAAUUUUGCAACCCUACCUGUAACCCUAUUGGAGGGAUGCGACACCAUUCUUCCACAAGAAAUUACAUCAUUUGGUGUUUUGUUGAUGGUGGUGGCAAAUUCUGUCUCAGGCACCGCUCCAGAAUCUCCCUGUUAGUGUUCAAUUGGGUUGAGAUCUGGUGACUGAGACGGCCAUGACAUAUGGUUUACAUCGUUUUCAUGCUCAUCAAAACAUUUUAAUGACCCCUUGUUCCCUGUGGAUUAGGGCGUUGUCAUCCUAUGGGGCAUAGCCAUGGUAGCCAAAAUAAUGGCUAUUUUAUUUUGCCUGCCCAGCAUUUUUAUACAUGAUGGGAUGUUAAUUGCUUAAUUAACUCAGGAACCACAUCUAUGUGGAAGCACCUGCUUUCAAUAUACUCUGUAUCCCUAAUUUACUCAAGUGUUUACAUUAUUUAGUAAGUUACAUUUACAUUUUAGUCAUUUAGCAGACGCUCUUAUCCAGAGCGACAUACAGUUAGUGAGUGCAUACAUUUUCAAACUGGCCCCCCGUGGGAAUUGAAUCCACAACCCUGGCGUUGCAAGCGCCAUGCUCUACCAACUGAGCUACACGGGGGCAGGGGACAUGUUACCUGUGCAUUCUUGAUUACAAAGAACUAUGAAUAGCAAAAUGUGUUUAUGUAUGAAUGUUCUUUGCCACAAUUGCACUAAAGAGCAGUUGACACAAGGCAUUCAACACAUGUCUUCACAGAUGGGUUAAGGAAGCACACAUCAUCACAUUUGAUUAGCUCAAUACUUUACACUUGCUUUCUUUCUGAACCAUACGAACAUAUGAAUUCACUAUGCAAAGAAAAUCCUUGAAAGCAGUGCUGGGAACUUCAAUUUUCACUUCAGUGGCCUCAACUUUUCGAAAAUUGGAAAGGAGUAGUUUGAGUACAUUCAAGAUUUAACCUUGACUAGUUGAGUGAAUACAAAACUUGGAAGUUUGGCAGUGCACGAUUCAAUAAUGGAGUCACACAAUAAUUGAAAUGGAGAAUGCCCCUCAAGGCUGAUGUUAUUUAAGCACGAGUAGUCUGGAUGACAGUUGCCCAAGAUCCAUCAUUGGCAUGGACAGGAGAGCUCCUAGCGCGCCCUUAGUCAUUAGCACACCAUUCAAAUCAAAUGUUAUUUGUCACAUGCUUCGUAAACAACAGGUGUAGACCAACAGUGAAAUGCUUACUUACGGGUGCUUUUCCAACAAUGCAGAGAUAAAUAUGUUUGUUUUAUAGAAAUAGUGACAUGAGGAAUAAAUACAGAGUGAAUAGUAAUAAGUAAAAUAUAACAUGGCUAUAUACAUGGAGUACCUGGACCGAGUCGAUGUGCAGGGGAACGAGGUAAUUGAGGUAGCUAUGUACAUAUACAGUGGGGAGAACAAGUAUUUGAUACACUGCCGAUUUUGCAGGUUUUCCUACUUACAAAGCAUGUAGUGGUCUGUAAUUUUUAUCAUAGGUACACUUCAACUGUGAGAGACGGAAUCUAAAACAAAAAUCCAGAAAAUCACAUUGUAUGAUUUUUAAGUAAUUCAUUUGCAUUUUAUUGCAUGACAUAAGUAUUUGAUCACCUACCAACCAGUAAGAAUUCCGGCUCUCACAGACCUGUUAGUUUUUCUUUAAGAAGCCCUCCCGUUCUCCACUCAUUACCUGUAUUAACUGCACCUGUUUGAACUCGUUACCUGUAUAAAAGACACCUGUCCACACACUCAAUCAAACAGACUCCAACCUCUCCACAAUGGCCAAGACCAGAGAGCUGUGUAAGGACAUCAGGGAUAAAAUUGUAGACCUGCACAAGGCUGGGAUGGGCUACAGGACAAUAGGCAAGCAGCUUGGUGAGAAGGCAACAACUGUUUACGCAAUUAUUAGAAAAUGGAAGAAGUUCAAGAUGACGGUCAAUCACCCUCGGUCUGGGGCUCCAUGCAAGAUCGCACCUCGUGGGGCAUCAAUGGUCAUGAGGAAGGUGAGGGAUCAGCCCAGAACUACACGGCAGGACCUGGUCAAUGACCUGAAGAGAGCUGGGACCACAGUCUCAAAGAAAACCAUUAGUAACACACUACGCCGUCAUGGAUUAAAAUCCUGCAGCGCACGCAAGGUCCCCCUGCUCAAGCCAGCGCAUGUCCAGGCCCGUCUGAAGUUUGCCAAUGACCAUCUGGAUGAUCCAGAGGAGGAAUGGGAGAAGGUCGUGUGGUCUGAUGAGACAAAAAUAGAGCUUUUUGGUCUAAACUCCACUCGCCGUGUUUGGAGGAAAAAGAAGGAUGAGUACAACCCCAAGAACACCAUCCCAACCGUGAAGCAUGGAGGUGGAAACAUCAUUCUUUGGGGAUGCUUUUCUGCAAAGGGGACAGGACGACUGCACCGUAUUGAGGGGAGGAUGGAUGGGGCCAUGUAUCGCGAGAUCUUGGCCAACAACCUCCUUCCCUCAGUAAUAGCAUUGAAGAUGGGUCGUGGCUGGGUAUUCCAGCAUGACAACGACCCGAAACACACAGCCAGGGCAACUAAGGAGUGGCUCCGUAAGAAGCAUCUCAAGGUCCUGGAGUGGCCUAGCCAGUCUCCAGACCUGAACCCAAUAGAAAAUCUUUGGAGGGAGCUGAAAGUCCGUAUUGCCCAGCGACAGCCCCGAAACCUGAAGGAUCUGGAGAAGGUCUGUAUGGAGGAGUGGGCCAAAAUCCCUGCUGCAGUGUGUGCAAACCUGGUCAAGACCUACAGGAAACGUAUGAUCUUUGUAAUUGCAAACAAAGGUUUCUGUACCAAAUAUUAAGUUCUGCUUUUCUGAUGUAUCAAAUACUUAUGUCAUGCAAUAAAAUGCAAAUGAAUUACUUAAAAAUCAUACAAUGUGAUUUUUCUGGAUUUUUGUUUUAGAUUCCGUCUCUCACAGUUGAAGUGUACCUAUGAUAAGAAUUACAGACCUCUACAUGCUUUGUAAGUAGGAAAACCUGCAAAAUCGGCAGUGUAUCAAAUACUUGUUCUCCCCACUGUAGGUAGGGGUAAAGUGACUAGGCAACAGGAUAGAUAAUAUACAGUAGCAGGUGUGUGGUGUAUGUGUGUGUAGAGUCCAGCGUGUGUGCAUAGUCAGUGCCAGAGAGUUAAUGCAAAAAAGGGUCAAUGCAGGUAGCCCGGGUAGCCAUUUGAUGAGCUAUUUAGCAGUCUUAUUUAGUAGUCUUAUGGCUUGGGGGUAGAAGCUGUUCAGGGUCCUGUUGGUGCCAGACUUGGUGCACUGGUACCGCUUGCCGUGCGUUAGCAGAUAGAACAGUCCGUGGCUUGGGUGGCUGGAGUCUUUGACCAUUUUUAGGGCCUUCCUCUGACACCGCCUGGUUUAGCGGUUAUGGAUGGCAAAGAGCUCAGCCCAAGUGAUGUAUGCACUACCCUCUGUAGCGCCUUGCGGUCAGAUGUCAAGAAGUUGCCAUACCAAGCGGUGAUGCAGCCAGUCAAGAUGCUCUCAAUGGUUCAGCAGUAUAACUUUUUGAGGAUCUGAGGGCCCAUGCCAAACAUUUUCAGCCUCCUGAGGGGGAAGAGGCGUUGUUGUGCCUUCUUCACGAGUGUGUUGGUGUGUGUGGACCAUGUUAGCUCCUUGAAAGCGGUCGCUCUAGCCUUUAGCUCAGUGCGUGUGAUCCAUGGCUUAUAAUAAUAAUAAUAUAAUAUGCCAUUUAGCAGACGCUUUUAUCCAAAGCGACUUACAGUCAUACGUGCAUACAUUUUUUGUGUAUGGGUGGUCCCGGGGAUCGAACCCACUACCUUGGCGUUACAAGCGCCGUGCUCUACCAGCUGAGCUACAGAGGACCAUGUACGGUCACUGUGGGGAUGACAUUGUCGAUGCACUUAUUAAUGAAGCCGGUGACUGAUAUGGUAAACUCCUCAAUGUUAUCGGAUGAAUCCCGGAACAUAUUCCAGUCUGUGCUAGCAAAACAGUUCUGUAGCUUAGCAUCCACUUCAUUGGACCACUUUCAUAUUGAGUGCGUCACUGGUACUUCCUGUUUUGAGUUUUUGCUUGUAAGCAGGAAUCAGGAGGAUAGAGUUAUGGUCUGAUUUCCCAAAGGGAGGGCGAGGGAGAGCCUUGUAUGCAUUUCUGUGUGUAGAGUAAAGGUGAUCAUGCUGGUAAAAAUGAGGUAAAACGGAUUUCAUUUUCUCUGCAUUAAAAUCACCGGCCACAGAAACGUGUGCAUUUUCUUGUUUGCUUAUGGCCCUAUACAGCUGGUUGAGUGCAGAUUAUUUACCCUCUUGGUAAAUCGUAUGGUGUGCAGCUUAUCAUAUAGUAUUCUCAGGCGAGCAAAAACCUGAGACUUCCUUAACGUUAGAGGAUGCGCACCAGCUGUUGUUAACACCCCUCCUCUCUUACCCGAGUCUGCCGUCUGGUCUUGACGAUGCAUAGAAAAACCAGCGAGAUGUACAGUGCCAGAAAGUGUUCACACCCCUUGACUUUUUCCACAUUUUGUUGUGUUACAGCCUGAAUUUAAAAUGGAUUAAAUUGAAAAUGUGUAUCACUGGCCUACACACAAUACCCCAAAAUGUCAAAGUGGAAUUAUGUUUUUCGAAAGCUUUACAAAUGAAUUAAAAAUGAAAAGCUGAAAUGUCUUGAGUCAAUUAGUAUUCAACCCCUUUGUUAUGGCAAGCCUAAAUACGUUCAGGAGUAAACAUUUGCUUAAUAAGUCACAUAAUAAGUUGCAUGGACUCGCUCUAUGUGCAAUAAUAGAGUUUAACAUGAUUUUUAAAUGACUACCUCAUCUCUGUACCGCACAUAUACAAUUAUCUGUAAGGACCCUCAGUCGAGCAGUGAAUUUCAAACACAGAGCACCACUCUCCAUAUUUUCAAGCAUAGUGGUGGCUGCAUCAUGUUAAACCUCCCGAGUGGCGCAGUGGUCUAAGGCACUGCAUCGCAGUGCUUGCUGUGCCACUAGAGAUCCUGGUUCGAAUCCAGUCUCUGCUGUAGCCGGCUGCAACCGGGAGACCAAUGGGGCGGCGCACAAGUCGUCCAGGGUAGGGGAGGGAAUGGCCGGCAGGGAGGUAGCUCAGUUGGUAGAGCAUGGCGUUUGCAACGCCAGGGUUGUGGGUUCGAUUCCCACGGGGGGCCAGUAUGAAAAAAAAAAAAAUGAAUAAUGUAUGCACUAACUGUAAGUCGCUCUGGAUAAGAGCGUCUGCUAAAUAAUGUAAAAAAAAUACAAAAAAAAACAAUGUUAUGGGUAUGCUUGCAAUCAAUAAGGACUGGGGAGUUUAAGGACACAAAAACGGAAUGGAGUUAAGCACAGGCAAAAUUCUAGAGGAAAACUUGGUUCAGUCUGCUUUCCACCAUACACUGGGAGAUGAAUUUACCUUUCAGCAGGACAAUAACCUAAAACACAAGGCCAAAUUAACUUUGGAGUUGCUUACCAAGAAGACAGUGAAUGUUCCUGAGUGGCCGAGUUACAGUUUUGACUUAAAUCUACUUGAAAAUCUAUGGCAAGACCCUGAAAGUUGUUAUUUAGCAAUGAUCAUCACCCAAUUUGACAGAACUUGAAGAAUUGAACGAAUAAUGGGCAAAUGUUGCACAAUUCAGGUGUGGAAAGCUCUUAGAGACUUACCCAGAAAGACUCGCAGCUGUAAUCGCUGCCAAAGGUGCUUCUGCAAAUUAUUGACUCAGGGGUAUGAAUACUAAUGUAAGUAUUGCCUGCCUUUCUUUUGUCGUUUCCUCUUUCGAGUUCUGGGGAUAUGGGGCAUUUUCAUCCAAAUCGAGGUUAUUUAUCGCUGUUCUGAUGUCCAGAAGCUGUUUUCGGUCAUAGGAAAUGAUGGUAGAGACAUUAUGUACAAACAAAGUUAAGAUCAGCGUAAAAGAACACACAAAAUAUCAGAAUUCCUGCUGGGGAACACUGGUUGGCACCAUGAGUCUCCGUCAGUGCCUUUCUGAGGAGAGAGCAGGCAGUUCAUCUAUGUUUCCAUGUAGCUCUGUGAGCAGGCCAGCCUGUGUCUCCUCAGGACUACGGAAGCCUCUUCCUCUGAGCAACGCUCUCUGGCUGCUUCUGCCUUACGUAUGGCCAUGCGGCAUUGAUAUGGUUAUCUGUUGAAGUACAGCAUCGACAGAGGACUUGGCCGUGGGUCUUAAUCUCUUCUCGGCCCUCUGGCCUUCCUGGCUCUACUGUCCCUGCAGUGUAGUGUUGUCUCCAACACAAGCCAGGAUUUAGAACAAGAAUUAGAGUUGUUCUGUCCUCCUCCAGAUCUCUGCUAUGAGCUAGCCUUAGUGGUACACCGGUUUACAGUGUGUCAUUAAGAUUAGCUGUAUUUCAUACAUUUGGGCAAUGGUUUGCUUAUGGAGGCUCAGAUCUUAGUCAGUGGUGCUUUUAGGGGAGACCUGGGUUGAUUUAGCAAUGAGCUAUUUUUCAUGCCAAGGGGAGGGAGCCAGUGUAAUUCCAGCUCCAUAGUGCGUUUCCUUGCAUUUCCUGAGGCGCUAUUAGCUUCCUGGGUCCCAGUCAGACCCCACACCAGGAUUUCCAUGGGUGCAUGAACCUUAAAUUAGCUUGGAUUGGAAAAUGAGCCAGCCGCUGAAAGAGGUAGGGUACAGUAGCCCUUAAUGUCUUCGCCACAACUAAGCCCCUGUUGCUAAGAUAAUAAAAAAAAAAAAAAAGGUAUUACUGGCUUUUUUCUUCCUCAAACUUUUCAUAUCUUUUCAGCCAUUUCCUUGUCUGAACUCAGCUUUUUCUGAACAGAAUGUAGCAACCUCAACUCCAACAAAAUAUGUUUAAAUGAAGGGCUUGUGUUUAAAUGAAUGGUUUUUAGACCUUGUGAUGUUCAACUCUGGCUCCAAAACAUUUAAACACUGCUGCUACUGACUGGAAUAAAUUCCAACAGGAUUUAAAACUCAACCAAUUAAUCUCCAUCCCUAGUUUCAUUAACAGUUUACAUGACCUGGUUAUCCACCCCAUGACUGCUUUUAGAGUCAGUUGCUAUUAGUUGUUUCCCCUGUUUUUUAACGCUAUGUGUUGCAAAUAUGUAUUUUUGCUUUUUCUGUUAUUGCAUGGAAUUUUUAAGAGAUGUCUAAAGUCGUCACCGGUCUGCUUUUCUGUACGGUUAUUGGUCAGGCCGUUAUUGUCAUCACCUAAUUUGCAUAUUUGGCAAUGUGCAUAUAAUUGUGAUGAACGCUGUAGGAGAGAGGAAUAACGUUGUGGGAGAGACAAAAAGUGAGUAAAAAACCCUACAUUUACAUCUCGCCCUGAAUGUAAGCCAGGGCGGGAUCAGCCAGCGACGGCUUCCCGCAAGCGCGAUUCAUUUGCAGUCUGGACGCGGAGGGGUGAACAUCUCCUGCUCUGACUGCAGCUGGGAGGGACUGCUGCGUGAGGACUGGGCCACUUUGGGGUGGGGCCCACGGCAGCACCCGCUGCUCAUUGAGAAGAGUAAGAACGAUACGUGCUUUCACGUCAGAGUCUCCAAAAGUCUCCAAUAACAACAGAAAAAGUUGCUAGAUUUGUCGCUAGUCGCGUUUUUGAAAAUGUGUCGCUAGAGGGGUCUGAAUACUCGCUAAAUUUAGCGACAAAGUCGCUAAGUUGGCAACACUGGCUCCUCAUCUGAGAAGAUAAAAAGAGAACACAGCAAUAUGUGACCCACCGCCUCGAUUCGGUCCUAUGUUGCAAAAUUAGAUUUUUUUAUUUAUUUUUUACAUUGGAUAAAAGUAGAGACUCAGAGCUACAAAAUGGUAUAUCAUACACUGCAGUUAAGGACCAAUGCGGAAAGUAAUUCUGCUUUGAAAGUUGAUAAACUUGUAACCCCACUUUUAAGAAAAUGGCCCUUCAAUGUUUUGGUCGACCUACUGGAGAGCUCUUCUUUGUCUACACAUAUUCAACAUUGUUCACACCCUCUUAACAACCAAAGAUUUCAAGACUAAUAGUGGUGAAAGUAGCAGCCUACAAUAAGGAAGGCUCCAGGCAAAAAUACACUUUAUCUAAUCCUUGGCCUAUAUCCUAAUCCUUGGCCUAUAUCCUAAUCCUUGGUCUAUAUCUUAAUCCUUGGCCUGUAUCCUAAUCCUUGGCCUAUAUCCUAAUCUUGGCCUAUAUCCUAAUCUUGGCCUAUAUCCUAAUCCUUGGCCUGUAUCCUAAUCCUUGGCCUGUAUCCUAAUCCUUGGCCUAUAUCCUAAUCUUGGCCUAUAUCCUAAUCUUGGCCUAUAUCCUAAUCUUGGCCUAUAUCCUAAUCUUGGCCUAUAUCCUAAUCUUGGCCUAUAUCCUAAUCUGACUUGUGUCCAGAUAAAAAUAUUAUAUAAAUAUUUGUAUAAUUUUUAGAUGAUGCUUACCCAGACACUUGUCUAAAUUGAUGGGUCGUGUGAAAUAAAAGCUAUAACCACCCCCUAGCCACAUCUAGCUAAGUGGAUGGGUCACUAUCGUCUAGACAUGUACACAUGUUCAUGAAAUACAAUAGAUGGCCGUAAUCAUGUACUCAUUUUCUUGCGAAGUGGAGUCUUUUGUUUAGACAUGUAGCUAGCUAGCUAAUUAAUGAAUCAUAAUCCCAACCCAUAGCUACAGUACAAACAAAUUGGCAUAGCUAGCCACCAUCCAUGGAAUGCUGGAGUAUGAAUCUGCAGGUCCCCCUGCUCAAGAAAGCACAGAGACAGGGCCGUCUGAAGUUUGCCAAUGAACAUCUGAAUGAUUCAGAGGAGAACUGGGUGAAAGUGUUCGAGCUCUUUGGCAUCAACUCAACUCGCCGUGUUUGGAGGAGGAGGAAUGCUGCCUAUGGUUUUGCCACCAAGUACUAAGUCAUGUUUUGCAGAGGGGUCAAAUACUUAUUUCCCUCAUUAAAAUGCAAAUCAAUUUAUAACAUUUUUGACAUGCAUUUUUCUGGAUUUUGUUGUUGUUAUUCUGUCUCUCACUGUUCUAAUAAACCUACCAUAAAAAUUAUAGACUGAUCAUGUCUUUGUCAGUGGGCAAACGUACAAAAUCAGCAGGGGAUCAAAUACUUUUUUUCCCUCACUGUAGCUAGACUCUUACCUGUAUACAUGGAUGAAUGUGUCUCUUCCAUUUGGUUUGUUGCUAGCCACAGCUUGUUUGGCCCAUUGUUGUGUCAAGUCACUCCAGUCAACGUUUGCAUAAAGUAACGUUAGUCCAUCACAACUUUUUCCCACUUUGUCAAUAACGCCUGCUAAAUUCUGGGCAGCAAUGUUGUUGAGAGCAUUAGCAACACUUUUCCAGUUCUUUAUGGCUAACGUUAUAUCUACUACACAUACUGAGCAGCUCAUGUGAAAGACAGAACUCCUCUCUCGGCAUGUUCAGCCCAUCCAUUAUCUCAGCCAAUCAUGGCUAGUGGGAAGGUUCCUGUCUUUUUCCGUGGCUAAACCAACUAGGCUCGUAAUUUUAACAAUUGUAUUCAUAUUUACAGAUGGCAUACAAGUUUGUUAUUAAGGCACAUCAAAGUUCACAUGUUCCAGAAGGCAUUUCUGCCAAAAGACGCAUUUUGAUAAAAAAUGUAAUACGUUCAAAUGCCUCUCCUGUGAUGUAGUGACGUGCGACAUAGGCCCAGCUUCCUGAAACAAGUCACAUAUGACAGUGAUGGUGGGAGCUGCUUCCUCAUCUGAGAAGAUAAGGGAACACAGCAAUAUGACAGUGACGGUGGGAGCUGCUUCCUCAUCUGAGAAGAUAAGGGAACACAGCAAUAUGACAGUGAUGGUGGGAGCUGCUUCCUCAUCUGAGAAGAUAAGAGAACACAGCAAUAUGACAGUGACGGUGGGAGUGGAACCCCGAUACAGUGAUGGAGGACUCUGAGAUCUCCAUGGGGCUGGAGAGUACACUUAAGGAAACAUACUCGAAGAGCAAUCUCAUUAAUAAAAGAGUCCGAGACAGCUGCUCAACAAUCAGGCGACGAGCAGGAGAAGAGACUCUGGCAUGACCCUAAUGGGCAUCCAUAAGGCUGGAAGUCCAUCCCACAGACUCUGAUCUGACUGAAAAGCAAUGUGCCAACACGCUCUAUGCAAAGUGACUGAGGAUCAGAGAGCAUGUUAAACGCAGCAACGAGGACAUGAUGGGGAUGAUCAAUGUCACUGUGUGGACAUGGACGAGAGAGAUCAGACUCUGUACAGCUGAUGGAUAUCAAAGAUGUGCCAUGAUCACGGUUUGAUAAGAACGUUUUUGCUCUAUUUACCUAGGAAAUUCAGAUAAAUGUAUUUCUCUUUUGACAUUGAUUAGAACCAGGCAUACCAAGUCUGAAUCCCGCUGGAUGUUCAGGCAUAAGUGAAACCCAUACGUAAUUUAUGCCUCCAAACUUCUCUCCCCUUCUGCGCCUUGUCUUUUUCUCUACUCAAAUCAGGGAAAAAUGCAGUGAAGCAAGAAAGGAACUCUGGGACAGAAAAUGAAAAGAAACAUAUUCAAUUUCAUUACAGUUAUGAGCUUUCAUUAAGGUCUGUUCUCCUGUGUACCUGAGAAUGGAAGUCGUUUCAGAGAAAGCGGCUGGGAGUCCUCCAUUUCAGCUCAGUGGGGACUUUUCUUUGGAACAAAAUCUCUGGCAUUAUUACUUAUAUUAACAACCCAGACUUGCCUACGGCUCUCCAGAAUUUAGAUUUGCGCUAUAAGGCUCAGGUUGUUCUUUGUAUCACUCUGAGAAUAAAUUGAUUUUGUCACAGGAAAUACUGGGUGGCUUUUUCAAUCAAUGCUACUCAGUUCAGCCAGCAUUACUUAUAGAAAAAAAAAUAUUAUUGGGGGGGGGGGGAGAAAGCUCCAACACAAAUGUCUUUCAUCAUGUUUGCCACUGGACACGGCCCGUAUCAUGUGCAGGUAGAUCUGACAGACCUGGUCACCUCAGCUAACCCACUCAUGUUAUCGCUCUUUCAGACCACAAACACUCUUCUUGUCCUGGUCACCUCAGCUAACCCACUCAUGUUAUCGCUCUUUCAGACCACAAACACUCUGCCUGUCCUGGACAUGCAGCUAAUUUGCAUAUGCAUAAGGCCAUCAAUCAGGACGUUUGAGAGGCCUGAAAGGAGACGAAUGAAGUGAUGUCGGUCUUGAAUUGCUACGCCGUACCUGCUGGCAUGCGAACAAUGCUGUGUUGCCAUAGAAACAGUUCUCUCUACAAAUGACCUUGCCUCCUCCUCUCUUCUAUUUCAGCACCUCGUUGAAAGGGGCUGUUGGCUCGCAGGGCCUGAGUGUUUGUUGAUAUGUAAAUUGUGUGGACCAACACUGGGACUGAGGGAGAUUCUGGGCCGUGACUAAAAUGUGUUUUUUCAGGGAAAUGACCUUGUCUUUCUCCCUCAUUUAAUAAAUGGAAGCUUGGUGUCAAACAUCUGGUCUGUAUCAUCAGUUUUGCACGCCUGUGUUUGCUAUUCUGGUUAAAAGAGCUCAGUUGUUUUCAAUUGAGAAAUAGAGUGAAAAGGCUUUUGUGAUAUCACCAUUAUCAUUCUAAUGUUAUAGUUUUUUUCCCCCCCACAUAUUAGUGUGUGUGAAUAAGAACGCAGAGGUUUUUACAAAUUACAACCAUAUUAGAGGAACAUCCAGUUCGGUACAGUACAGAGAAUCUUUGACUGAUGGGAGAGUUGUGUAUUUUUGCUUACCCACCCAGCCUACGCGGAGCUGGCCCCCAUCGGCAUCAGCUAUUUCCUGUCAGGUAUGCACUACACAGGUAUGUGCCACAGUCACGCUGGACCAGUAUCCCCUGCACCUGCCCUGGGGACAUAUACAAGUGUGACCCUCCUACUCUACCCCCUCUCUCUCUUACUGUACUUGUUGAGGAACAGUAUAGAGCCCCUCCAGUGUCCCCGUCCCAAAUAACCAAACCAACUCCCCUUACCCCUUCUGUGAGUGGAUCCAGAUACUCCUCUCACAUUUAGUUGUUUUUGUUUUCGAUAAUGUUUACAUUAAUCGUGUUAAUGUUUGUAUCAUGCCAGUGUUAAAUGUUGUAAUAUUAAAUACACGUCUUACCCCAUACUAAUAUCUGAUAUUCACAAUUAUACAGGAUGUCUGGCAAUCUCAGGGAUUUCGAUCUGAGAUUAUGAGCUGUGUACAAUCAUCUCAUAUUUUGCUUGUCUAUACAGUACACGCAGGUCCACAUUGAUCAUGACUACUUUUCCUUUAUGAUUGAUAUAUCCUUAAUUGUACUGUGAUACUACUCCUGAUAUCUUAAAGGCACAGUACAGUACACAACCCAUGUUGUGUCCUUUCUAAAACUGUCCCUUUUAAUGUUGUUCAUCAUUAAUUCACUGCAGUUAUCUAAUGAGCUCUUUUUUAUUACUUUAAUUCCUACUUUUUAGCUGAUUGCGUUGUUUCAGCGUUGUUUUAAUUUAGUGCAGCAAAAUCAUAUUGGUUGAACCUUCUUCCUGCUUAUCCUGAAGCUGAAACCAUUGCUGUUGUUCUUCUAAUUUCAGGUCAUUUGUUUUUAGCACUAUUGUCCACUCUACACAUUUUAUUCACUUAGCAGACACUCUUAUCCAGAGCGACUUACAGGAGGGUUAAGUGCCUUGCUCAAGGGCAUAUUGACAAACUUUUCCCCUUCGUUACUGGCCCAAUUCUCUUAACCGCUAGGCUACCAGCCACCCUGCACAACUAGUUUGGAUUACCCAUAGGUCUUCCUCGGACUGGCUGUCUCAACACAUAGUUAAAGUAUCUUUAUUAAGGGAUUGUUGCAGCUAUUAUUUCUGUAUCCAUUACUCAGAACCGCCACCUUCUCCCGUCUGCCACCAACACACACACCUGGUGGUUGCUCCUGUGUGUUUGUGAUUUGUUGUUUAGAGCAGAGUCGUAUUCCAUGUUAUUGCUGAUGCAGUCCUCUUGCCACGAAGCCACUCCCCCACUAGGGCUGUUACGUUGACCGUAUUACUGCCACACCAGCAGUCAGGAGUUGUCACGGUAACUAGGCUUCUCCAAAACCGCGUUCUGAUUCUGCUGAUGGUCAUUAGUAGCCUGCCAAACUUGCUAAUGGCCAGACGCUAAUGGCCGGUACUCUGCGCUCUAUUGUCUCUCUAAUCAUUCUGACGUCAAUGCAAAUGCGAUUUAAAAAUCAAAUCUAACACUUCAUAAGAGCCUUGGCAUUCAGAGUUUGAGCAGAAUAGGAACAGUCUAUGACUAGGGUGGCUGGAGUCUUUGACAAUUUUGAGGGCCUUCCUCUGACACCGCCUGGUAUAGAGGUCCUGGAUGGCAGGAAGCUUGGCCCCAGUGAUGUACUGGGCCGUACGCACUACCCUCUGUAGUGCCUUGCGGUCGGAGGCCAAGCAGUUGCCAUACCAGGCGGUGAUGCAACCAGUCAGGAUGCUCUCGAUGGUGCAGCUGUAGAAUUUUUUGAGGAUCUGAGGUCCCAUGCCAAAUUUUUUCAGUCUCCUGAGGGGGAAUAGGCUUUGUCGUGCCCUCUUCACGACUGUCUUGGUGUGUUUGGACCAUGAUAGUUCGUUGGUGAUGUGGACACCAAGGAACUUGAAGCUCUCAACCUGUUCCACUACAGCCCCGUCGAUGAGAAUGGGAGCGUGCUCAAUCCUCUUUUUUUUUCCUGUAGUCCACAAUCAUCUCCUUUGUCUUGGUCACGUUGAGGGAGAGGUUGUUAUCCUGGCACCACACAGCCAGGUCUCUGACCUCCUCCCUAUAGGCUGUCUCAUCGUUGUCAGUGAUCAGGCCUAUCACUGUGGUGUCGUCAGCAAACUUAAUGAUGGUGUUGGAGUCGUGCCUGGCCAUGCAGUCAUGGGUGAACAGGGAGUACAGGAGAGAACUGAGGACGCACCCCUGAGGGGCCCCCGUGUUGAGGAUCAGCAUGGCAGAUGUGUUGUUACCUACCCUUACCACCUGCGGGCGGCCCGUCAGGAAGUCCAGGAUCCAGUUGCAGAGGGAGGUGUUUAGUCCCAGGAUCCUUAGCUUAGUGAUGAGCUUUGAGGGCACUAUGGUGUUGAAUGCUGAUCUGUAGUCAAUGAAUAGCAUCCUCACGUAGGUGUUCCUCUUGUCCAGGUGGGAAAGGGCAGUGUGGAGUGCAAUAGAGAUUGCAUCAUCUGUGGAUCUGUUGGGGCGAUAUGCAAAUUGAGUGGGUCUAGGGUUUCUGGGAUAAUGGUGUUGAUGUGAGCCAUGACCAGCCUUUCAAAGCACUUCAUGGCUACAGACGUCAGUGCUACGGGUCGGUAGUCAUUUAGGCAGGUUAUCUUAGUGUCCUUGGGCACGGGGACUAUGGUAGUCUGCUUGAAACAUGUUGGUAUUACAGACUCAGUCAGGGACAUGUUGAAAAUGUCAGUGAAGACACUUGCCAGUUGGUCAGCACAUGCUCGGAGUACACGUCCUGGUAAUCCGUCUGGCCCUGCGGCCUUGUGAAUGUUGACCUGCUUAAAAGUCUUACUCACAUCGGCUACGGAGAGCGUGAUCACAUAGUGAUCCGGAACUGCUGGUGCUCUCAUGCAUGCUUCAGUGUUGCUUGCCUCGAAGGGCUCGUCAAAUUGUGAAUGAGAGACUGAUGAAGUGUGUGCAGCCUGCGCAAGAAACAGAGCAGAGCGCUUCCUUUUCAUGCAACUUUUUUCUAAUCAUAAUUCGUUGCAUCAUGCAGCAUUAGAAUGUAUUCUAAAUUAAAACAUACAGCCCAAUGUUUGUAUCCCAACUGAAGUUGCAUAAAUAACUCUAAAUUAAGCAUAUACAGUGAGGGGAAAAAAAUAUUUGAUCCCCUGCUGAUUUUGUACAUUUGCCCACCGACAAAGAAAUGAUCAGUCUAUAAUUUUAAUGGUAGGUUUAUUUGAACAGUGAGAGACAGAAUAACAACAACAAAAUCCAGAAAAACGCAUGUCAAAAAUGUUAUAAAUUGAUUUGCAUUUUAAUGAGGGAAAUAAGUAUUUGACCCCCUCUCAAUCAGAAAGAUUUCUGGCUCCCAGGUGUCUUUUAUACAGGUAACGAGCUGAGAUUAGGAGCACACUCUUAAAGGGAGUGCUCCUAAUCUCAGUUUGUUACCUGUAUAAAAGACACCUGUCCACAGAAGCAAUCAAUCAAUCAGAUUCCAAACUCUCCACCAUGGCCAAGACCAAAGAGCUCUCCAAGGAUGUCAGGGACAAGAUUGUGGACCUACACAAGGCUGGAAUGGGCUACAAGACCAUCGCCAAGCAGCUUGGUGAGAAUGUGACAACAGUUGGUGCGAUUAUUCGCAAAUGGAAGAAACACAAAAGAACUGUCAAUCUCCCUCGGCCUGGGGCACCAUGCAAGAUCUCACCUCGUGGAGUUGCAAUGAUCAUGAGAACGGUGAGGAAUCAGCCCAGAACUACACGGGAGGAUCUUGUCAAUGGACUGAAAUCCUGCAGCGCCCGCAAGGUCCCCCUGCUCAAGAAAGCACAUAUACAGGGCCGUCUGAAGAUUGCCAAUGAACAUCUGAAUGAUUCAGAAUAGAACUGGGUGAAAGUGUUGUGGUCAGAUGAGACCAAAAUCAAGCUCUUUGGCAUCAACUCAACUCGCCGUGUUUAGAGGAGGAGGAAUGCUGCCUGUGACCCCAAGAACACCAUCCCCACCGUCAAACAUGGAGGUGGAAACAUUAUGCUUUGGGGGUGUUUUUCUGCUAAGGGGACAGGACAACUUCACCGCAUCAAAGGGACGAUGGACGGGGCCAUGUAACGUCAAAUCUUGGGUGAGAACCUCCUUCCCUCAGCCAGGGCAUUGAAAAUGAGUCGUGGAUGGGUAUUCCAGCAUGACAAUGACCCAAAACACACGGCCAAGGCAACAAAGGAGUGACUCUAGAAGAGGCACAUUAAGGUCCUGGAGUGUCUUAGCCAGUCUCCAGACCUUAAUCCCAUAGAAAAUCUGUGGAGGGAGCUGAAGGUUCGAGUUGCCACAUGUCAGCCUCGAAACCUUAAUGACUUGGAGAAGAUCUGCAAAGAGGAGUGGAACAAAAUCCCUCCUGAGAUGUGUGCAAACCUGGUGGCCAACUACAAGAAACGUCUGACCUCUGUGAUUGCCAACAAGGGUUUUGCCACCAAGUACUAAGUCAUGUUUUGCAGAGGGGUCAAAUACUUAUUUCCCUCAUUAAAAUGCAAAUCAAUUUAUAACAUUUUUGACAUGCGUUUUUUUCGGGAUUAUUUUGUUGUUUAUCUGAAUCUCACUGUUCAAAUAAACCUACCAUUAAAAUUAUAGACUGAUCUUCUUUUUUUUUUUUAGAUCAGCUUAAUAUUGCAGAUAGAUUGUAACUUCCAUCAAUGUAAUUGUCUGCAUCUCUUCCAUUCCCCCAUGUUUUUUUAUAUAUAUCCUCCCCUUUAUUACUUUUCAACCACGCCAUCCUUUCCCUACUUGGGGUAAAUUAUAGACUGAUCAUUUCUUUGUCAGUGGGCAAACGUACAAAAUCAGCAGGGGAUGAAAUUAUUUUUUCCCUCACUGUAGGAGGACCUGUUUCUUUGUUAAACGCUCAACACAGAAUAGCCGUAUGUGCGCACUCCCUCAAAUCGUUUGGGGAAAAAUAUUAUACUUUUUUAAAUGCAGGUUUUCCUACUUACAAAGCAUGUAGAGGUCUGUAAUUUUUAUCAUAGGUACACUUCAACUGUGAGAGACGGAAUCUAAAACAAAAAUCCAGAAAAUCACAUUGUAUGAUUUUUAAGUUAUUCAUUUGCAUUUUAUUGCAUGACAUAAGUAUUUGAUACACCAGAAAAGCAGAACUUAAUAUUUGGUACAGAAACCUUUGUUUGCAAUUACAGAGAUCAUAUGUUUCCUGUAGGUCUUGACCAGGUUUGCACACACUGCAGCAGGGAUUUUAGCCCACUCCUCCAUAAAGACCUUCUCCAGAUCCUUCAGGUUUCGGGACUGUCGCUGGGCAAUACAGACUUUUAGCUCCCUCCAAAGAUGUUCUAUUGGGUUCAGGUCUGGAUACUGGCUAGGCCACUCCAGGACCUUGAGAUGCUUCUUACGGAGCCACUCCUUAGUUGCCCUGGCUGUGUGUUUCGGGUCGUUGUCAUGCUGGAAGACCCAGCCACGACCCAUCUUCAAUGCUCUAACUGAGGGAAGGAGGUUGUUGGCCAAGAUCUCGCGAUACAUGGUCCCAUCCAUCCUCCCCUCAAUACGGUGCAGUCGUCCUGUCCCCUUUGCAGAAAAGCAUCCCCAAAGAAUUAUGUUUUCAUCUCCAUGCUUCAUGGUUGGGAUGGUGUUCUUGGGGUUGUACUCAUCCUUCUUCUUCCUCCAAACACGGCGAGUGGAGUUUAGACCAAAAAGCUCUAUUUUUGUCUCAUCAGACCACAUGACCUUCUCCCAUUCCUCCUCUGGAUCAUCCAGAUGGUCAUUGGCAAACUUCAGACGGGCCUGGACAUGCGCUGGCUUGAGCAGGGGGACCUUGCGUGCGCUGCAGGAUUUUAAUCCAUGACGGCGUAGUGUGUUCCUAAUGGUUUUCUUUGAGACUGUGGUCCCAGCUCUCUUCAGGUCAUUGACCAGGUCCUGCCGUGUAGUUCUGGGCUGAUCCCUCACCUUCCUCAUGAUCAUUGAUGCCCCACGAGGUGAGAUCUUGCGUGGAGCCCCAGACCGAGGGUGAUUGACCGUCAUCUUGAACUUCUUCCAUUUUCUAAUAAUUACGCCAACAGUUGUUGCCUUCUCACCAAGCUGCUUGCCUAUUGUCUUGUAGCCCAUCCCAGCCUUGUGCAGGUCUACAAUUGUAUCCCUGAUGUCCUUACACAGCUCUCUGGUCUUGGCCAUUGUGGAGAGGUUGGAGUCUGUUUGAUUGAGUGUGUGGACAGGUGUCUUUUAUACAGGUAACGAGUUCAAACAGGUGCAGUUAAUACAGAUAAUGAGUGGAGCACAGGAGGGCUUCUUAAAGAAAAACUAACAGGUCUGUGAGAGCCGGAAUUCUUACUCGUUGGUAGGUGAUCAAAUACUUAUGUCAUGCAAUAAAAUGCAAAUUAAUUACUUAAAUAUCAUACAAUGUGAUUUUCUGGAUUUCCGUCUCUCACAGUUGAAGUGUACCUAUGAUAAAAAUUACAGACCUCUACAUGCUUUGUAAGUAGGAAAACCUGCAAAAUCGGCAGUGUCAAAUACUUGUUCUCCCCACUGUAUUUGAAUGACAAUCACCAGCUGACAAAAUGUAAUGGCCACCACAGCCCUACCCCCCCACCCCCCUCAAACUUCAUAUAGUACUGUCGCUUUAAAUAUUAUUUAUUUGAAAUCCUCCUCCUUCUCACCACGACGCUGCUUUAUUCACCCUGGUUUUCACUUCCUCCUAUACAAGCCAUGGGGUAUUUUGUCAUAUAUCCUGGACCAUUUGGUAUAUCAUCUCAUAUCUCUCUUCUUGUGACACAUCCACCGGUCAGCCAAAUGUAUCAUAAUGAAAAUUACAUCUCUGGUCCAUUUCCCACCAUUGAUUUCAGUGCUUAUCUUCAGAUCUGCAUAGUUGGUUUUACUCCUGGUUUUAUUCCUGGAGUUUCUUUUAAAAAUAUAUUAUAAUUUUUGUUUUAACUUUUUAAAGCUUUUUCUCCCCAAUUGGUAGUUACAGUCUUGUCCCAUCGCUGCAACUCCCGUACGGACUCGGGAGAGUUGAAGGUCGAGAGCCGUGUGUCCUCCGAAACACAACCCUGCCAAGCCACACUGCUUCCUGACACACUGCUCGCUUAACCCGGAAGCCAGCCGCACCAAUGUGUCGGAGGAAACACCGUCCAGCUGGCGACCGUGUCAGCGUGCAUGCGCCCGGCCCGCCACAGGAGGCUCUAGAGCGCGAUUGGACAAGGACAUCCCGGCCAAACCCUCCCCUAACCCGGACGAAGCUGGGCCAAUUGUGCGCCUCCUCACGGGUCUCCCGGUCACGGCCGGCUGCGAGAUCAAAACCCGAGUCUGUAGUGGCGCCUCAAGCACUGUGAUGCAGUGCCUUAGACCGAUACGCCACUCGGGAGGCCCCUAUUCCUGGAGUUUCUAAAAUAGCACUUUGUAUAUCGUCUGGGGACUGAGCUUGCAUAUGGUGCCCUUUUAUCUGAGAUGCUGUUUUUAAGGAAAUGCAAACAUUAACACACCUAAAUGUCACUUCUCUUUUUAUGCCUGCUCUAGCCUGCCAGUCCCAAGACAUCUCCUAGAGUAAUAUGCCUGUGUUAACUGGGUUGUUGCUGUUCUCAGGGAGCUUCACGCUGGCGGAGCUGGGAGUGAGAGACCAACAAGCCCAGGCCCAGGCCCAGGCCCAGGCCCAGACUGCCUACCACUCCUCUCACUCGGAGCUGGGCCUGCUGCAGCAGGGCUACUCCCUCAGCGCCGGCUCCGAUGCAGACUCCGACCCAGAGGGGGUCAUGUCCCCGGAGCGCACCGUCCAGCUGUGGGGAGGUCACGCGAUCAAGUCCCGCCGCAGCUCCGGCCUCUCCAGCAGGGCGAACUCAGCCCUCACACUCACCGACUCCGACAACGAACACAAGUCUGACGACGAGUCAGGUAGGACAGAGAUGGGAGGAGAGAUUGGGGGAGGGGCAUAA
Coregonus sp. 'balchen' is the source of this 28444-nucleotide messenger RNA. The record is from the annotation of a GenBank genome assembly. NCBI's taxonomy places the organism in Eukaryota, Metazoa, Chordata, Actinopteri, Salmoniformes, Salmonidae.